AUUAACGCCGUCAACCGAGAAGCAUUCGAAGCUAUCGAUCAUCAAUGGGCAACGGAGAGUAACACCGCAGGUAUUCUGGCCAUUGUCACGAUAUCCCAUGUGCUAGCACUCGUGGUCGCCGGCUUGCGGAUAUAUGCUAGAGUUCUGGUAGUCAAACAGCGUGAAUGAGAUGAUCUCUUGAUCGUUGUCUCUCUCUGUGCUUUAGGAGGUUGGAUUAUGUUCGUCAUCCAGGCCAACUACGACCUUGGAAAUCAUGACAAAACGAUCGCAGACCAUGACUAUCUGAUGUUUCAGAAGGUCGGGUUCUGGCAGUCGAUCAUCUCGGCUGGCUUGGCCUUCAUGUGGCUCAAGAUUUCCGUCGCUUUCAACCUCCUGUGCCUGAGCAGGGACAUGAGGCAUCGAAACUGGUACAAAUGGACUUUGUGGGUCAUGAUCGGUAUCACCGCUGUCUAUCACGUCGGUGGCACACUUCCCUUCUUCCUCAGGUGCAGUCCGAUGGGAGGCUCUUGGAACGAGAAUCUCGAGCCCACGCCCCAAUGCAUGAGUACCAAGAACUUCAUCGCAUUCGGCAAUGUCAACACCGCCUUCAACAUAAGCACCGACGUCGUCUUUGCCACACUGCCAAUAACACUUGUCUGGAGCCUUCAAAUGAAGCAAAGGUCUCGACUUGACGUGAUCGGGAUCUUGAGUCUUGGUUACAUCGCUGUGAUCAUGGGCAUCAUCAAAUCGAAAGACCUGCUCACAUUGGAAGUGGACAGGAACAAGAUAUUCGACCAAAACAUACAAGUCUUGGGGUUUGUAAAAUUGCAACUCGGCAUCAUCGCGGCUUGUGCCCCUGCAUUGUAACCGUUGGCCAGUAAGAUGCUCCAUUUGUCCUCUCAUGGCGACACUUCGAAUCAUGGGUAUGAUGAAUCAUCGUUUCAGACUCAAAGAAAACAGAGAGGUCAUCCCCGCACGUUAUACAUCUCGUACAUGGUUUCUUCCCGGUCCAAUAAAGACGCAUGCCAAGGGUUGCUGAGACUAAAGUCGGGACCUCUAUGCAUCUUUCUGGGCGUCUGAUGAUGCUUGAAUUUAGAGCAA
Messenger RNA from Colletotrichum godetiae, 1080 nucleotides. RefSeq lists its product as uncharacterized. The transcript has 6 exons. Bases 217 to 846 code for a protein of 209 amino acids. Lineage: Eukaryota; Fungi; Ascomycota; Sordariomycetes; Glomerellales; Glomerellaceae. The record is from RefSeq and is a predicted model, not a curated record.